AAUGAGUUCAGAUGAGGAAAUUCCUAAAAUAAAACCUUCAAAAUCUACAAAUUAUGAUUCAAUGAUCUCAUCAAUAAUAAAUAAUGAAGGUGGUCAAUAAAAUUUAUAAGCUUUGAAUGAUCGAAAAGUGCUUUUAUUAUAUGCAUCAGGAGCUGCAGCAGCCGAAGGUGAAGUGAAUGAAUCUCAUAUGAAAGUAGUCAAAGGAAGAUUAGAAUAAAGAUUGAGAAGUAUUUCAUUUCUUUGUGACCUUGAAUACACUUAAGUAAUUAAUUAAAUAAUAUUAUAAAGUAUCAUAAUCAAGAUGGAUGUCUGUCUACUCCAUUAUCUGAAUUUGGAAGAAGAACAGUCUAUAAAGUUAUGGAAUUGGAACAAAUUACUAAUUCAAGAUAAACAGUAUGAUUAUAUUAUUAAUAUAGUCUUAUGCUGAUAUUAGACAUAUAGCAGAAAUAAUAAAAGAGAAUUAUGAAAAAUAUAGUGCUUUUGUUAUUUUGAGUGGAAUUGCAACAAUGACUUAUCUAGGGACAAACUUAUCAUUCAUGUUGGAAAACCUAUAAAAAACUGUAGUGAUUACUGGAUCUCUUUUACCAUUAUCCUUUAUGAGAAAUGAUGCAUUUUAAAAUAUCUUAGACUCAUUAAUUUUAGCUGGACAUUUCUUAAUUCCUGAAGUUUUAAUUGUUAUGGAUCAUAAAGCUUAUAGAGCCAAUAGAUGUAGACAAUUAAAAUGUGAUUCCUUGGAUUGUAUUGAAAGUCCAAACUUUCCACAUUUAGUAGAAUUUGGAAUCAACAUUGAAAUCAAUUGGUAAUUAGUUUUAAGAAGAGGAGAACAAAUGUUUACAAAUGAUGAAAGUACCUUAGAAUUAGCUCCUCCUUUUGUGACUGAUGUCAUUAUAAUAAAGAUUACACCAUAUACAAGUGUUGAACACAUUAAACAUAUUUUGAGUACUCCAAAUUUGAGAUGUUGUAUAUUAGAAUGUUAUCAUUUUGGUGAAAUGCCUCAUAGUUAAGAAUUGUAUAAUGUAUUAUUACAUGCUCAAUAAUAAUUGGGUAUAGUAUUAAUCCAAAUAUCUUAAUGUAUUAGGGGUUAACCAAUUAUGAAUUUCAAAAAAGUUGUUAAUGGUAUUCUUGUUUAAUAUGAUACCACUCCAGAAAGUGCUUAAGCAAAAAUAGCUUAUUUAUUAGGUAAAGGAUAUAGCAAUUAAGAAAUCUAUCAAAAGUUUCCAUAGAAUCUAUAAGGUGAAACUGAAUCAGUCAGAUAAUUUGAGAAAUUUGAAGUGUAAAAGUAACAUUUCAUUUAAACAAUAUUGGAAACUCUAUAAAAAACAACAGGAGAUGAAUAAAUUAGUCAAAAUAUGGAUAUUAUGAAUAAAUACAUCAUACCAAAUUUAGGAUGUUUUCUUGCUACAACAGGAUAAUUAGAAUUAAUUAAAGAUUUAAGAAAGAAUGAAGGAGAUCUAAGUAUUCCUGAUUUUGAUGGAAGAACUAUACUUCAUUUAGCUGCUGCAAAUAAAUAAAUUGAAAUAAUUAAAUAUUUAGUAGAAGAAGUUCAUGUUGAAAUAAAUCCAAUUGAUUAUUUAGGUUAUUCUCCAAUGUAUGAAGUAUUGAUUAGUAGAGAUAAGGAAAUGUUAUUAUACUUUUAUUAAAAUGGAGGUAUAAUAUCAGCACCUCAUCAUAUAUUGGUAGAUUUACUUUUAUCUUCUGGUUUAAAUGGAGAUUUAUAAAUGUUAGAACUCAUAUUUCAUGGAGGAAUCAAAAAUCUUAAUCAUUUUGUUAAUGUAGAUAAUCGUAACAUAGCUCAUAUGGCAGUUAUGUCAUAGAAUACUAAAAUAAUCAAAUUCUUGAGAUUUAAAGCUAAAUUCGACUUUAGCGAUAGAGAUAGAUGGGGAAAUACUCCAUUUGAUAAUGCAUUAGAAAUUAAAACAAAAAAAAUCAAAAUUUAAUAGAUGAAUGAAGUAGCCAUUGAUGAAAUCAUCAAAAUUUUGGUUACAAUAGGAAAUGAUUGAUG
This is a messenger RNA of Paramecium pentaurelia, 2002 nucleotides long. The record is from the annotation of a GenBank genome assembly. NCBI's taxonomy places the organism in Eukaryota, Ciliophora, Oligohymenophorea, Peniculida, Parameciidae.